This is a messenger RNA of Durio zibethinus, 1613 nucleotides long. NCBI's taxonomy places the organism in Eukaryota, Viridiplantae, Streptophyta, Magnoliopsida, Malvales, Malvaceae. The record is from RefSeq and is a predicted model, not a curated record.
UUUUAGGGUUUCCUUAUACAUAAUUUUUUUUCUCAGAUAUUUUGGUUUUUUCGUCGUCACAUUGUCUCUUCAUUGUUUAAAAAUGUACUUUCUGGUGAUGCCCAGGAAUCUUGUUUUUAUUGUCUUCUUUGUUCUUACCCAUUAUUUAUAUAUGCACUUACUUUUUAACUCAUGUAUCAGUUAAAUUUUUUCGAGACAAAACUUACAUUAUGUUCCACAUUAUCUUUUCUGUGUAUCCUUUGAUUUUAAUGUUAAACUUGACAAUGGUGUUUAAAUGCUUGCUUGUUUUGAAUGGUUGCAAAUGCUAGUGGAUUGUGUUUUAUUGCAUCUUCAGAUUCAUGUUUUUGUUUCAAGUUCUUGAUUGUUACUAGGAACUAAGAAUGGGUUAUGCUAUUAUGCUUUUGUUGUUGUUUUUAACGAUGGUUAACAUUCCUGGGAAAACAGAUGAUGAUAGAUUGUUGCUAGCUGGACUCUUUUCCCGUUGGUCUUUGCUGUAAACAACUCGAAAUGACCAUCAAACAGAGUGCACAACAAAAGAAGAUUGUGCUGUUCGAAUGUCAGAAAGAAGGGUUAAGUGAGGCUGUCCCGGAAGAGCUGCUUGAACAGGGAGGUUGGGGGAAGAAACAAUGGAAUGCAACUGCACAGCAAUUUGAUGCUACAAUUUGUGCAAAUGGUAGCCAAAAUGCUCGAGGUUAUGAAGUAUGGAAACAAAUUGAAGAUGAAAGAGUUUGUCCUACUGAAAAAAGACUAUUGUUUGAAGGGAAAUUAACUAAGGAAAACAAUUCUGAGGGAGGCAAUAACCGUCUGUUGAUCCUUGCAAACUCUGCUGAGUUAAUGUCAGAAUCUGAGGAUAACAUACGUACAGUACAUCUAAAUACUCAAGAUCACGAAGAUAAUAAUUGGGAUAAAGCUGAUGAAAUGCCCCUAUUUGCUCAUGAGAGAAAUGAAGGCGAUGGAUCUCAUGGUGAAGGAACAGUGACCCGGUUAAGUCAAAUCCGACGCCAAGCUCGCCAUAAAAGCCAAUCAUUCAUGCAACAGAGUAUCCAAAAGGGCACUUAUAGGCGCUUGCAAGGAAGUAAAACCCGCCUGACUGAAAUUCGCCGUCAAGCUCGUUCUGGAAAUCAUGUAUCAAUGCAAGACGAUAUAACCGGAUGUUCACAUGGCAAGUUUGUUGGAGGGAUAACACGCUUGACUCAAAUUCGGCGUCAAGCUCGGUCUAAGAACAAUUGCUCACUGCAAGAAGGAACUGGAAAGCAUAUGCACAGGCAAUUAGAUUGCCAAUUUCAUGAGGAUAAUAUGUUAGAUAUGACAUGGAAGGUUUGCAUGAAAUAAGUGUGCCUUUAAUUUCUGGGAUGCCAAUUAGUGAAGAUUAUAUAGAGGGUCACUCUAAAAGCGGAACUCUAAUAUUUUGAUUUUUAUUACUUUUCAGUGUGAGAUAUUCUGAAAUCAUCUUACACUUUAAAUUCCCUGCGAGGAGCAUCUAUCUUGAUCCAAGCUAUCCAUGAAAUACUCCAUGUAUAAUAUCUGCUUUGAUUUUCAUGACAAUAUUAUUUAGCUGCUUAAAAGUAAUUUUCUAUUACAUUACAAUUAAGCAACUUUAUAUUCAGUUUCAU